AACACUUGGCGACGAGGGUGGGACUUUGAAGAGUUGCACAGCGUCAAGGAAGGCAAGUGUUCUCGGCAUUCAGCCUCUGUUCAGUAUCGACGAUUGAAGAGUGCUGCAUUUUAUUCGCUGACUGAUAUCAUGAACGAAGAAGCCAGUGCAGGUUCGACGCAGUUUGCUGCUCAACUGGGCCAGAUGGAACCAUUCGACGUUUCCACGAAUGACUGGGCGUCGUACGAAGAGCGGCUAACGUCGUUUCUAAUCGUCAACCGUGUUCCCGAAGGUGACAGAGUACAUGCAUUUCUGAGCAUCAUCGGUCCCAGAACCUACAGUCUUCUGAAAUCGCUGGUCGCCCCGGAGCUGCCUUCAACGAAGAGCUUCGAGGUACUGAAGAAGACCCUGGGGGACCAUCUGUCGCCGAAACCUUCGGUCAUAGGCGAGCGAGCGAAGUUCCACAGGAGACAGCAAGUCGAAGGCGAGUCCAUUUCUGAUUACGUUGCCGAGCUACGGAAGCUAGCACGAACCUGUGAUUUUGGAAGCUCGUUAGACGAAUCCCUCCGGGAUCGCUUCGUAUGCGGUUUGUUAAGAGAGGAUAUGCAGCGAGUGUUGUUCACUGAGGACAGCAAACUCACGUUUCAGAGAGCAGUAGAGCGCGCUCUGGCUAUGGAGGCGGCAACUAAAAGCACGGCUGAAGCCCGCACGGGUGUGCCUGCAGCCAACGCCAUACAUAAAGUAGAGGCGGCUUCGAGUGUCCAGUCGCAGGCAUGUUUUCGCUGCGGGUCGCCGAAACAUUUCGGCAAAGCGUGUCCCCACUUAAACGACAAAUGCUAUAAGUGCAACAAAAGGGGGCACCUUCAACGAGUCUGCCGUAGCGCCUCCGGCACGGCGCGGGGGAAACGCCCCAUCAAGAGCCCCGUAAAAACAUUAGCGGUGGUAUCCCACUCAGAAGUGGUAGCCGUAAAGGGUGUAUCUGCUCCCAGUAUUGAGCCUAUCAUGGUACCGAUGAAAGUAAAUGAUGUGGCAGUGUCUAUGGAGCUAGACACAGGUGCCGCCGUCACAGUCAUGCCUUUCAAACAAUACCGCCAAUUUUUUUCAUCAACCAGACUCGAGCCUACAGAAGUCAAGUUGCGCACCUACACAGGAGCCCUGGUGAUACCAAAAGGCGUCCUACAGGUCAAGGUGCAGCACGGCGGCAACGAGGCGCGCCUGCCUUUAUACGUCGUCGACCAGGAGGGACCGGCAUUGCUAGGUCGGGAAUGGCUUCAGGCAAUUAGGCUGGAGUGGAGCAAAAUCUGGAACGUCCACCAUCUGCCAAGGUCUGAGCUGCCCAUUUCUUGUCGUUUAGAAGAAAGGCUACACGCUUUGAUCAGAAAGUACGACUCUCUUUUUAAAGAUGAGCUAGGCAUGAUUACCGAAGAAAAGGCCGAGCUGCAUUUCAAGCCCAAUCAGGCACCGAAGUUUCUCAAAGCAAGAAACGUGCCGUUCGCGCUGCAAAAGGCGGUCGAGGCUGAGCUUUCCAAGAUGGAAAAAAUGGGCAUCAUAACAGCCGUUGCGACAUCAGAUUACGCUACGCCAGUGGUACCUGUUAUCAAGAAAGACGGUGGCAUACGCCUCUGUGGCGAUUAUAAGGUGACAGUGAAUCCGUGCCUUGACGUCACCCGUUAUCCGCUACCGAAGGUCGAUGACUUGUUCGCGGCUCUGUCCGGAGGCACACAUUUUUCAAAGAUCGACCUGAACCGCGCUUACCAGCAAGUGGUGAUGUCCGAUGCCUCAAAGCAAUUCCUAACCUUGAAUACGCACAAGGGAUUGUUCGUUGUCAACAGAUUACCUUUUGGAAUCUCUUCCGCGCCGGGAAUUUUCCAAAGGAUAAUGGACACUAUGUUGAAGGGCCUCAAGGGUGUUUGCUGCUACCUAGAUGAUAUUCUGGUGACGGGGAAAACAACAGAGGACCACUUAGCCAAUCUCGAAGCGCUGCUAGAGCGUCUUCAAAACCGAGGCGUCAGAGCUUCUGCAGAAAAAGGUAGCGUGGCACUGGGAUGA
Messenger RNA from Rhipicephalus sanguineus (brown dog tick), 2028 nucleotides. RefSeq lists its product as uncharacterized. Gene Ontology annotation, molecular function: zinc ion binding; nucleic acid binding. The record is from RefSeq and is a predicted model, not a curated record. The transcript has 2 exons. The coding region runs from base 130 to 2028 and encodes 632 amino acids. NCBI's taxonomy places the organism in Eukaryota, Metazoa, Arthropoda, Arachnida, Ixodida, Ixodidae.